AGCCACCGAGGACUGUACGGCAGCUGGGGAACGGUUUGACGGGGACACAGGGCCGCUCUGAGGCCGGCGAGAUGCUCCCUUCGUUGCAGGAAUCGCUGGAUGGGGACGAAAAGGAGCUGGAGAGCAGCGAGGAGGGCGGCCCUGCAGAGGAGCGGAGACUCGAGCCGCCGCCCAGCAGCCACUACUGUCUCUACAGCUACCGCGGAAGCAGAUUGGCACAGCAACGAGGGGACAGUGAUGAUGGAAGCCCAGGUGGCACAAACGCAGACACUCCCUCUGGUGAUGAUUUCAGCCUCUCCUUGGUGGACACUAAUCUGCCAUCAGAAGUGGAGCCGGAGCUGCGCAGUUUCAUUGCUAAGCGUCUUUCGAAGGGAGCGGUCUUUGAAGGGCUGGGUAAUGUUGCAUCUGUGGAGCUGAGAACCCCAGGGUACCAAGUUGGUUGCUAUUAUUGCCUUUUCCAACAAGAAAACCUGCUUCCUGAAACAGCAACACUGGACUCUGAACACAGUCCUUCAGAGUAUGUGGUCUGCUUUUUAGGAGGGUCUGAAAAAGGACUUGAGCUUUUCAGGCUUGAAUUGGACAAGUACAUUCAAGGACUUAAAAAUGACAUGACCUGUGAGGAAAUGGGCCUGGAGAAGGGCAUCAAGUCCUAUCUGAGCAGCUGGUUUGAGGACGUGGUGUGCCCCAUCCAAAGGGUCGUUCUUCUCUUCCAGGAGAAGCUUACCUUUCUGCUGCAUGCGGCUUUGAGUUACACGCCUGUGGAAGUCAAGGACUCAGAUGAGAAAACGAAGAGAGACAUUAACAGGUUUCUGAGUGUGGCCAGUCUUCAGGGACUUAUUCACGAAGGCACCAUGACAUCUCUGUGCAUGGCUAUGACGGAGGAGCAGCACAGGUGUGUGGUCAUCGAUUGCAGCGGCUCCCAGCCACGAUUCCGUAAUGCAGGAAGCAAUCGGUUUUGUGAAGAGUGGAUGCAGGCUUUUUUAAACGGCGCUGAAGGGGGUAAUCCUUUCCUCUUCCGACAAGUGCUGGAGAACUUUAAACUAAAGGCCAUACAAGACACAAACAAUUUGAAGAGGUUUAUUCGGCAGGCAGAAAUGAAUCAUUAUGCUUUGUUUAAAUGUUACAUGUUCCUAAAGAACUGCGGUAGUGGAGACAUCCUUCUGAAGAUUGUCAAAGUGGAACAUGAAGAAAUGCCCGAAGCCAAAAAUGUGGUAGCUGUCCUUGAAGAAUUCAUGAAAGAAGCUCCUGCCCAGAGUUUUUGAUCGUGUUUUAGCUGUGUCAUGAAGUCGUUCAGUCACGCUCCGGCGUUUGAAAUUGCAGUUGUUAUCAUCGCUCGUAGGAUUACUAUUGAAGAUCAUCUGAAACAUUCCAGAUUCUUUCUCCUUUUGUACUUUGACAUUUGAACUUAAUAGGAAAAUCUGAGGAAUGUCUUCACCGAGGCCCAGCUGUGUUCUAGUUGCAGCAUUUCAGUGUUUCACCAGCCCCUUGAGCUCUAGACUUUAGGAAAGUGUUGCUUAAAAAACUUCAGAGGUGGUUUUGUGGCUUCUCAGGAGUUUGUUACAGUAUCAAGCAACUUCUCUUCCCAGAAAAAAUUAUAUAAUUCUUUCAAUGGAUUGUAGCUUCUUUAAAAAAAAAAAAAAAUGGAAUACUAGUUUUAGGACAGGCUAGCACCACUACACCAUUUUGGAGAUGGACUUGUGCAUCCUGUGGGUGCUUGAUACGUAUUUUCAUCUGAUUGACAAUAGAUGGAUGAUGAUGCCAGCUUUUAUGUCAAUAUGCAAAUAAAUCAUGAGUGUAUGAGAAAUUACGUGAGCUUUAAAAAUAGAUGUACUACCUUCAAGGUACAACGUUGUGUCUGGUGGAUUGGCCCCAUCAGCACUUGUCUUUGUUCAUAGGUAUUUGCCGAGAGCCUGUAGAUUGUUUUUUCUUCUAGAUGAAAAUUCUGGAGUUUUUAAAGAGUGUUAAGAAACAGUAUAUAAAUCUGGGGCCAGUGUUGUGGCGUAGCAGGUUAAGCUGCUGCCUAUGAUGCCAGCAUCCUAUAAGGGCACUGGUUUGAGUCCUGGCUGCUCCACUCCCUAUCCAGCUCCCUGCUAAUGCACCUGGGAAAGGCAGUGGAAGAUGCCCCAAGUGCCUGGGCCCCUGCAGCCAUGAGAGCCCCAGAUGAAGCUCCUGGUUCCUGGCUUUGGCCUGACUCAGCCAGCCCUGGCUGUUGCAGCCACUUGGGAAGUGAACCAGCCGAUCACUUCUCAUCUCUGUCUUUCCAAAUAAUCUUGAAAAAAAAAAAAAAAGCAUAUAAAUUACAAGCAAACUAUAAGAUGAGUGGUGCAAACAGCAGUUCUUCCUGUCAGUCAUUGACUUUGUUUUUCUGUGCAUUUGUGACAAACUUCAGAUUGUUUUACUGAGUCAAGAGAAAACGCCCUCUGCCGGCCUCUGGGGGUUCCCAAGGAAGCCGACUGCAGCCCCACACGCUUGUUCUACCUAGCUGCAUAGUGAAUUUUUUUGAUAAUGAUUUUUGUUUAGAAGAUGAGAAGGCUUGUGUUCUUACUGCCCUCGGGAUGCUCAGAGGAACACAAGCCUGUAGAACUGAGGAAUCCUCUCUCAGCGGGAUCCAAAUUCACAUGAAGUGCUGAGUUUUUACUUUCAAAGUGACGAUGCCCUCUGCCUUCUCUCGUAAAUCUAGGGACAUGACUCACUGAACCAUUUCUUUUCCUUUAACGAGAAGUACAAUUCAGGAUCUUCGCAAAUGCUUUUAUGUGGUUUCAAACUUCAAUAACUGGGAUUAUAGGGAGUGUAGAAAAAAAUCUAAGUAGCAUGUUUUAAAUGGCAUUAAAUUCAGGAUGACUGGGAAAUCAGCAAUGUUGUGACACUAUCCUUGAAUCUGUCUAAUGCACUUGGUUGCCCACUUGAAGAUCAGUUUUUAAGUAAGCAACAUAAGGACAUCAACAUUUUGAGUCUGGAAAACAUCCUUUUCAUUUUCACAUUUGUAUGUCAUUCAAGAGUCCAUGUUGUAAAUAGCAUUUAAAAGUAAAUGUAAAAAUAAAAAUAAAUGUAUUACCUACUAUAAAUCAUAAGAAUGUAACAUACUGCAUAUCACUACUAUAAACAAGAAAAAAGUGUCUUGGCAUUGAAUAUCUUGUCAUAAGGAACAGAACUUAUGAUUCCAGCAUACUCUAUUCUGAUUUUAAUAUCCUAACAUAUUAACCUUUAAACUUUAAAAAGUUUAAAAAUGGAUGUCUAGAUAUGGAAUAAAUUUAUGUAUUACUUACGUGCUGUACACAGAUGUAUGUUUGUCAUGUAUCAAGAAUGGUUUGUUUUACCUGUAAUUAUAUUUGUAAUAAUAAAAUUUAACUUCUCAUGAA
Oryctolagus cuniculus (rabbit) is the source of this 3359-nucleotide messenger RNA. RefSeq names its product chromosome 17 C17orf75 homolog (gene C17H17orf75). Gene Ontology annotation, cellular component: trans-Golgi network. Lineage: Eukaryota; Metazoa; Chordata; Mammalia; Lagomorpha; Leporidae. The record is from RefSeq and is a predicted model, not a curated record.